Sciurus carolinensis (gray squirrel) is the source of this 2129-nucleotide messenger RNA. It is a transcript of the gene Hoga1, whose product is annotated as 4-hydroxy-2-oxoglutarate aldolase 1. The record is from RefSeq and is a predicted model, not a curated record. Gene Ontology annotation, molecular function: N-acetylneuraminate lyase activity; 4-hydroxy-tetrahydrodipicolinate synthase activity. The transcript has 7 exons. Gene Ontology annotation, biological process: N-acetylneuraminate catabolic process. Bases 247 to 1236 code for a protein of 329 amino acids. Lineage: Eukaryota; Metazoa; Chordata; Mammalia; Rodentia; Sciuridae.
GACCCCAGGCAGUCAGAGAGUCGCUGUGACAUUUCUCCAACUGCUCCCCAGCAAGGAUAAAAGCUCUUUGAAGAUUCUGGGCCUUACCGCUUACCCUCAGGCAAGACCAUCAGGCUUGCCUUAGUGCCCACAAGUCGGGAGGGGCGGCAAAUUUUUAACUAGACCCGUUAAUCAUUAAUAGCAGGUAAAAAGGAGUCCAAACUCAGCCUCACUCAGGGCCAUAGACCAGCCGGCCCCAGGUCUCUUAUGGAGAUGCUGGGCCCUCGAAUCUGGGUCUCUGUGCAACAGGGGCUGAGCAGGGGCCUGUCCAGGAAUGUGAAGGGCUGGGCCUCAGGGGAGGGAAGGAAGGUGGACAUUGCAGGUGUCUACCCCCCUGUGACGACUCCCUUCACUGCCACCGCAGAGGUGGACUAUGGGAAACUGGAGGAGAAUCUGUACAAAAUGGGCACCAUCCCCUUCCGAGGCUUUGUGGUCCAGGGCUCCACGGGCGAGUUCCCCUUCCUGACCAGCAGAGAGCGCCUGGAGGUGGUGAGCCGCGUGCGCCAGGUCAUACCCAAGGACAAGCUCCUGCUAGCAGGCUCCGGCUGCGAGUCCACUCAAGCCACAGUGGAGAUGACUGUCAGCAUGGCACAGGUCGGUGCCGAUGCUGCCAUGGUGGUGACCCCUUGCUACUUUCGUGGCCGCAUGACCAGCGCCGCCCUCAUUCACCACUAUACCAAGGUUGCUGACCUCUCUCCAAUCCCUGUGGUGCUGUACAGUGUCCCAGCCAACACGGGGCUGGACCUGCCUGUGGAUGCAGUGGUCACGCUUUCCCAGCACCCGAAUAUUGUGGGCAUGAAGGACAGUGGUGGUGAUGUGACCAGGAUUGGGCUGAUUGUUCACAAGACCAGCAAGCAGGAUUUCCAGGUGUUGGCUGGAUCAGCUGGCUUCCUGAUGGCCAGCUAUGCCUUAGGAGCCGUUGGGGGUGUGUGUGCCCUGGCCAAUGUCCUGGGGGCCCAGGUGUGCCAGUUGGAGCGACUCUGCCUCACAGGGCAAUGGGAAGCUGCCCAGAAGCUGCAGCACCGCCUCAUUGAACCCAACUCUGCGGUGACGCGGCGCUUUGGAAUCCCAGGGCUGAAGAAAACCAUGGACUGGUUUGGCUACUACGGAGGACCCUGUCGUGCCCCCUUGCAGGAGCUGAGCCCUGCAGAGGAGGAGGCGCUGCACAUGGAUUUCAGUAGCAAUGGCUGGCUCUGAGGGCAAGCAUCAUGAAGGCCUGCAUCAUUUCAGUCUCCUGCCUGGUUCCCAUAGCCUGAAGAGGAGCAGGGGGCAUUAGGGAGCAAGGGCUCCUCUUCCUACUUUCUCCUCCAAGUGGUUUGUCCUAGGCACCUCUGUGCAAUCUCCUUUUCACAGAGCCUGUGACUUCUCAUAUUUGUAUCCUAGAUGCUGAGUCUCUGGAGACUUUCAAACUGGGAAGGAGCAAUCUUGGUCUUUUUACUGUGAAUGCUUUCCUCUGUUCCAAGUCCCAUGAACUAGGGAGCCGAGGGUAAGGGUAGGAGAUGCAACUGGACAGUAAGGACUACUUAAACUGGGGCCUACAAACCUGAAUCUAGCACAAUAUGGCUGGAAGCCAGGGCUACGCCUAAGCACAUAGCACUGAUUCCUUCCAGAGGAAGCACCAGGUUAGAAAACCUGAACGGGAAAGUGUCACUGGUCUUUGAAAGGUUUCCGAGCUGCAUUCUAGCCACAAAGUCCUUUCCUAAAUCUAUUUUCAUUCAUUUCAUAUUCUUGUCUCUAGCUUUGAUUCCCAGCACUGAGUGUCCAGCGACUUGUCAGAUUGGUAAAUAAUGACACCUGGUGGAUAAACACCCAGUCUGCAUUCUAGAAGACUAUUCUGACCAGCCCAGUUCUGAAACGCAAGGAAGAGGGACUUGGCCUGAGACAGGGCUAUCCUCUUGUCUAUAGGCACCAUACUAUUUUUUGUUUUGUUUUGUUGGUACGGGGAUUGAACCCAGGGUGAGUGCUACCACUGAGCUCUAGCCCCAUCCCAAUAUCCUACUUUCAUUAUUAAAAAUAAUCAGUUUGUUACUAUAAUAAUAAUAAUAAUAAUAAAGUUUAACAAGUAAAACCAAUGUGGCUAUGUACUAGGU